UGGGCGAUGAGGUACUGCGCAGGGCAGGUCCCACCCCGGAAGCUGACUGCAUUGGGUCGCCGGCUGAAGUAGAGAGUAGAUUGUAGAUUCUUCAGAUACGGGGAAGAUUUGACAGCGCAGCCAAACAGCGGAAUCGAUCUAGGUAGAGAGUGUGGAGAUGGAAGUCUAGAAACUUUCCAUCGUAACCAUGAUGUUGGGUAGUAUCAAAGUAUAUAAAUAUGCCUUGGAAGCACAUUUGACCAUCCAUCAACUUGCCAAGUAUCUUCGAAAAGACUACCAAUCUUGCCCAACAUGGUAUCUCUUAAGCAACUCAGUUUUGUCGUCCUCGCCACUGGCCUCGCCACGGUUGCUGCUCAGUCCACAGGAAAGACGACACGUUACUGGGACUGUUGCAAAGGCUCCUGCGCAUGGGCAGGCAAAGCCAGUGUCACCCAACCUCUCAGGACGUGUGACAAGAACGACAACCCCAUUAGCGAUCUGAUGGCGAAGAACGGAUGUGAGAGCGGUGGCACUGCGUUCAUGUGCACUAACCAGACGCCGUGGGCAGUCAACAACAGCCUCGCAUAUGGCUUUGCUGCUGUAAAGCUGGCCGGAAAGAGUGAGCGUGACUCAUGCUGUGCUUGUUAUGAGUUGACCUUCACGUCGGGCCCCGUCGUAGGCCAGAAGAUGAUUGUGCAAUCCACCAACACGGGUGGUGACCUUGGAGACAACCACUUCGAUAUUGCUAUGCCAGGUGGUGGUGUAGGCAUCUUUAACGGCUGUACUGCACAGUUUGGCGCGCCAUCCACCGGGUGGGGUCAACAAUACGGUGGCAUCUCGAGUCGCUCUGAAUGUGAAAACUUUCCUGAGAAGCUCAAGGCAGGGUGCCGGUGGAGAUUUGACUGGUUCAAGAACGCCGACAACCCGACUAUUAGUUUCAAGGAGGUCACCUGCCCUGGUGAGUUGACAAGCAGGACUGGCUGUAUCCGGUUGUAGAGAAGGGUGAAGAAGAAUAGGAGUUCCGCCAUUGAUACUUGAUCAGCACAAAGGAGGCAAGAUGUACAUAUGCACACAUGCAAUGACGAAGCGGUGACAAACCACGGCCAGCUGUCCCGCAUCGUGAGGCAUUAUAGUCAAAUAAGUUCAGAUCAUCGUCAUCAACCUUUUGGAGAAAAUGCUUGCGUUUGUGACACGGCAGAAUUGUUGUCGGGGAGAAAGUGUUCCCGGACCGAACCUACACCGCCCGGCGAGGGGAAGAUUGCAGCU
This is a messenger RNA of Bipolaris sorokiniana ND90Pr, 1245 nucleotides long. RefSeq names its product glycoside hydrolase family 45 protein. Gene Ontology annotation, biological process: carbohydrate metabolic process. NCBI's taxonomy places the organism in Eukaryota, Fungi, Ascomycota, Dothideomycetes, Pleosporales, Pleosporaceae. The transcript has 2 exons. The record is from RefSeq and is a predicted model, not a curated record. Gene Ontology annotation, molecular function: cellulase activity. The coding region runs from base 292 to 975 and encodes 227 amino acids.